Arvicola amphibius (Eurasian water vole) is the source of this 2593-nucleotide messenger RNA. RefSeq names its product heterogeneous nuclear ribonucleoprotein U-like protein 1. The record is from RefSeq and is a predicted model, not a curated record. Gene Ontology annotation, molecular function: protein binding. Lineage: Eukaryota; Metazoa; Chordata; Mammalia; Rodentia; Cricetidae.
AUGGAUGUGCGCCAUCUGAAGGUGAACGAACUUCGCGAGGAGCUGCAGCGCCGCGGUCUGGACACUCGAGGCCUCAAGGCCCAGCUUGCAGAGCGGCUGCUGGCGGCGUUGGAGGCCGAGGAGCCCGAAGAAGAGCGGAAGAUCGAGGCUGACGACGAACCGGGCUUACCAGAGCACAACAACGAGGAGGUCGAGACCGAGGGGAGCUCCGAGCUGGAGGGGACAGCGCAGCCACCACUGCCCGGGCUGCAGCCGCACCCGGAGCCUGGCGGCUACUCGGGGCCGGACGGACAUUAUGUAAUGGACAAUAUUACCAGGCAGAACCAAUUCUACGAGACGCCCAUCAUCAAGCAGGAAAACGAGUCAGUCUAUGACAGAAGACCAUUAGACAUGGAGCCGCAGCAGCAGGCCUAUCGCCCAGAACUGAAGACAGAAAUGAAGCAGGAAGCACCACCCGGCUUCCUCCCUCCUGACACCUCACAGCUCAAACAAGACAGACAACAGUUCCAGAGUCGAAAGAGGCCUUUUGAAGAGAAUCGGGGCCGUGGGUACUUGGAGCACUGGGAGGACCGAAGGGGCCAUUCUCCUCAGCCCCCUGCUGAAGAGGAUGAAGACUACUUUGAUGACACCCUUGUUGCCAUUGACACAUAUAACUGCGACCUGCACUUCAAAGUGGCCCGAGACCGGAGCAGUGGCUAUCCUGAGGGCUUUGCAUACCUGUGGUCAGGAGCCCGGGCCAGCUAUGGGGUCAGAAGGGGGCGUGUGUGUUUUGAAAUGAAGAUCAAUGAGGAGAUCUCCGUGAAGCACCUUCCAUCUACAGAGCCCGACCCCCACGUUGUCCGUAUUGGCUGGUCCUUGGACUCUUGCAGCACUCAGCUAGGUGAAGAGCCUUUUUCCUAUGGUUUUGGAGGCACAGGGAAGAAGUCUACCAAUAGCCGCUUUGAAAACUACGGAGACAAAUUUGCAGAGAACGAUGUGAUUGGCUGCUUUGCAGACUUUGAAUGUGGAAAUGACGUGGAGCUUUCUUUUACUAAGAAUGGCAAGUAGAUGGGCAUUGCCUUCCGAAUCCAGAAAGAAGCCUUAGGGGGUCAGGCCCUCUACCCUCAUGUCCUGGUGAAGAACUGUGCUGUGGAGUUUAACUUUGGGCAGAGGGCAGAGCCAUACUGCUCCAUUCUCCCGGGGUUCACUUUCAUCCAGCACCUUCCCCUCAGUGAGCGGAUCCGGGGCAACAUUGGACCAAAGAGCAAAGCAGAGUGUGAGAUUCUGAUGAUGGUCGGCCUGCCUGCUGCCAGUAAGACAACAUGGGCCAUCAAACAUGCAGCCUCCAACCCUUCUAAGAAGUACAACAUUCUGGGUACCAAUGCCAUCAUGGAUAAGAUGCGGGUGAUGGGCCUACGGGGGCAGUGAAACUAUGCUGGCCGCUGGGAUGUCCUGAUCCAGCAGGCCACUCAGUGCCUCAACCGUCUCAUUCAGAUUGCUGCCCGAAAGAAACGCAACUACAUCCUAGAUCAGACAAACGUUUAUGGGUCAGCCCAGAGACGGAAAAUGAGACCAUUUGAAGGCUUCCAGCGGAAAGCUAUUGUAAUCUGUCCAACUGAUGAGGACCUAAAAGACCGCACAAUAAAGAGAACUGACGAAGAAGGGAAAGAUGUCCCAGAUCAUGCGGUCUUAGAAAUGAAAGCCAACUUCACUUUGCCUGAUGUUGGGGACUUUCUGGAUGAGGUUCUAUUUAUCGAGCUCCAGCGAGAGGAAGCAGACAAGCUGGUGAGGCAGUACAAUGAGGAAGGGCGCAAGGCCAGCCCACCCCCAGAAAAGCGCUUUGACAACAGAGGCGGUGGCUUCCGAGGCCGUGGGGGUGGCGGAGGCUUCCAGCGUUAUGACAACCGAGGUCCCCCUGGAGGCAACCGAGGAGGCUUUCAGAACCGGGGAGGAGGUGGUGGUGGAGGUGGUGGUGGAGGAGGCAACUACCCAGGAGGUUUCAACCGCAGCGGAGGCGGUGGCUACAACCAAAACCGCUGGGGUAAUAACCUGGAUAACAACAACAACAACAACCGAGGCAGCUAUAACCGGGCUCCCCAGCAACAGCCACCACCACAGCAGCCGCCACCACCACAACCACCACCACAGCAGCCGCCACCACCACCCAGCUACAGCCCUGCUAGGAACACCCCAGGGGCCAGCAGCUACAACAAAAACAGCAACAUCCCUGGCUCUAGUGCCAAUACCAGCACCCCCACAGUGAGCAGCUACAGCCCUCCACAGCCUAGUUACAGCAAGCCACCCUACAACCAAGGAGGCUACACCCAGGGCUACACAGCCCCACCGCCUCCGCCUCCGCCACCACCUUCCUACAACUAUGGGAGCUAUGGCCCCUACAAUCCUGCCCCCUAAACCCCACCACCACCCCCCACUGCCCAGACCUACCCUCAGCCCAGCUAUAACCAGUAUCAGCAGUAUGCCCAGCAGUGGAGCCAGUACUAUCAGAACCAGAGCCAGUGGCCGCUGUACUACGGAAACUAUGACUAUGGAGGAUACUCGGGCAGCACACAGGGGGGCACAAGCACACAGUAGCAGGUGCUGGAGCCUCCAGAGG